Messenger RNA from Pan troglodytes (chimpanzee), 3049 nucleotides. RefSeq names its product olfactory receptor family 6 subfamily F member 1 (gene OR6F1). Bases 1827 to 2753 code for a protein of 308 amino acids. The record is from RefSeq and is a predicted model, not a curated record. The transcript has a single exon. Gene Ontology annotation, cellular component: membrane. Lineage: Eukaryota; Metazoa; Chordata; Mammalia; Primates; Hominidae. Gene Ontology annotation, molecular function: olfactory receptor activity; G protein-coupled receptor activity. Gene Ontology annotation, biological process: G protein-coupled receptor signaling pathway.
ACAAAAAAAACAGAAGUUUAUUGACAAGUGCGUUGCACAUACACACGGGAGAAUUCAGGGAUGAGUAAUUCAAAGAAUUGGUUAGAACUUGGUCUUAUAUAGUAUUUUAACAAAAAUACAAUAAAUUUGUAGAGAAGCGACAAGACAAAGGAAGGGGUUCUCAGGGGUAUGAAUUGUGGGAAGGUAGAUAUAUGGGGAGAUUAAUGGAAUAUAAGGGUUAUUUAAGCAAGGUCUGUUGAGUAUAUUCCUCUGUUGCCUUCUCUAGGACGAUAAGACCCUAGAGUUGUCUUUGGUGAUUAAAAAUCAUCCAAUCCUUCCUGGUAGAAAGGGGGCGGCCAGAGAGUUUUUCUUGUGUCUCUCUAUUUUUUGUCUUUCACAAUUGUCUUCAGUUCAAAAUAAUCCAGUGCCAGAGGAGCACAUUUUACGGAGGCAUACUCUGAACUUCUUCAUUACCCAAUCAAGCAAAGCUGCAGAUUUAUUACUUUUUUAUAAAAUAAGAAAGAUGCUAGAUCCUUGUUUCUCAGUGUAUGGUCCUGGCCAGUGACAUUUGGAAACAUAUGAAAUGAAAAACCAUAGGCUGUAUGUCAAGGGUGCAUUAAUCAAAAUUUGCAUUUUGGCAAUACCCUUAGGUGAUUCAUGUGCCCAUUAGAGCUUGAGAAGCACUGCUUGGAAGCCCCUUCUGCCAUCAAUGAGGUAAAGCCAAUGUAUGCACCGUUUACUUUGCAGACCCAUUUUAUAGUCUAAAUGCCCUUAGCGAUAUUGGAUACAUGCAAUAAAUUUGGGUUUAUGCGGGAAACAACAUUCGGCGUUGGUGAACGCGAGGGUAGGACACAUGAGGAUGGAGAGAGAACAUUUCUAUUUAUAAAGGAAUUCCUAGAAUGAAGCCGCCAAAGUCUUCACUGUCUUUCUUCAAAACUCUGUCUCCUAAACAUAGGUUUUGGUCACGUGUACGUUUGACAGUAAUAGCUUCCCAAUUGACCUUCGAAUUUAUAGACUCUAUUCUCAAAACUAGUGCUUAGAAAUAAACUAUGAGAAUUUUAAAAACUGGUUUCACAAUGAUUUUUUGCCCUUCACCUGCUUUCAGUGUACUCACUUCCAAGUGGGCAUCAGGAUUUCCUAGACUGUUAGCUUCAGUGUAUUGUUCAAUAUGGAAAUAUUUUUUUUGAUGAGAAGUAUCUGUCAUAUAAUGUUUAAACAUGAAAUCAUCAAGAGAAGACAAAACUCAUUUUGAAACUAAUUUUAAAGUUACCUUUGGUGACUUUUGAACAUUAUUUUUGAAGACAAAUCUUAUGAAUUAGAUCAAUUUAGAAGCUACAACUGCUAAAUAACGUAUGUGACUAGAACUUAGGUUUAGUGGGCCAAUUUCUAAACAAAGACAAAAUUACAUGUUUCGGCCAGGGGCCGUGCAGAGUCUAGUUAAAAUGUAGUAAAUUCAGUCAGCGCUUUCUGGGUUUAGAUGUAAUCUGGGACUGAGCUGGAAUGUGGCUCAGAGUGGGAUGAAGGCAGAAAGACUGGAGUUGAAUCUUGGAGCUGAAAUGUAGCUAUUAGUGCAGUCCUUCCAGAAUUGCUGACAUUUUUGCACAUUUGUUUUCUAAACUGAUAAUUGGUUAUAAUAAUACAUAUCUCACUGUUUCAUUAAAAUAACUGAUAUUAACUAUGCCUCCAAACACAGAGCAGGCAUUCAAUGAAAGUUACAUCAUAUCUCCAAUAAUUACAUUUAAUUAUUGGAGCUCUUUCAUGAAUCCAUUCUUUUUAUCUUUCUAGGACUGUGUGAUUGGGUUAAAGGGCUCAGUGCGGGGACUCUGUUUUCUGGUUUAAGUACCACAAUGGACACAGGCAACAAAACUCUGCCCCAGGACUUUCUCUUACUGGGCUUUCCUGGUUCACAAACUCUUCAGCUCUCUCUCUUCAUGCUUUUUCUGGUGAUGUACAUCCUCACAGUUAGUGGUAAUGUGGCUAUCUUGAUGUUGGUGAGCACCUCCCAUCAGUUGCAUACCCCCAUGUACUUCUUUCUGAGCAACCUCUCCUUCCUGGAGAUUUGGUAUACCACAGCAGCAGUGCCCAAAGCACUGGCCAUCCUACUGGGGAGAAGUCAGACCAUAUCAUUUACAAGCUGUCUUUUGCAGAUGUACCUUGUUUUCUCAUUAGGCUGCACAGAGUGCUUCCUCCUGGCAGCCAUGGCUGAUGACCGCUGUCUUGCCAUCUGCUAUCCUUUACACUACGGAGCCAUCAUGAGUAGCCUGCUCUCAGCGCAGCUGGCCCUGGGCUCCUGGGUCUGUGGUUUCGUGGCCAUUGCAGUGCCCACAGCCCUCAUCAGUGGCCUGUCCUUCUGUGGCCCCCGUGCCAUCAACCACUUCUUCUGUGACAUUGCACCCUGGAUUGCCCUGGCCUGCACCAACACACAGGCAGUAGAGCUUGUGGCCUUUAUGAUUGCUGUUGUGGUUAUCCUGAGUUCAUGCCUCAUCACCCUUGUCUCCUAUGUGUACAUCAUCAGCACCAUCCUCAGGAUCCCCUCUGCCAGUGGCCGGAGCAAAGCCUUCUCCACGUGCUCCUCGCAUCUCACCGUGGUGCUCAUUUGGUAUGGGUCCACAGUUUUCCUUCACGUCCGCACCUCAAUCAAAGACGCCUUGGAUCUGAUCAAAGCUGUCCACAUCCUGAACACUGUGGUGACUCCAGUUUUAAACCCCUUCAUCUAUACGCUUCGUAAUAAGGAAGUAAGAGAGACUCUGCUGAAGAAAUGGAAGGGAAAAUAAAUCUCCUCUACCACAACAGAUGUCCUGUAAAUGGUCUCUGCAUCUAUACAGAGGUUCCAAGUAAGAAUGUGGAGGAAUAGGGCAAAUCUUUCUUGGUACACAGAGAAAAAACAAACAAACAAAACAAGCAAUACUGUAUUUUCUAUACAUUAUCAUGUAUGAUAAAAAUGGGAGUUUUUGACGUAAGCAAAUGGGAUUUUUAAGCAAAAAAUAAUUAUACAUUGAAUUAGGUUUGCUCUGGACUUUGGUUUAUAAAUUAGAGACAUCUGCAAUAAAAAGAGUGCUUUGGUAUAUCA